Molecule: messenger RNA, 3022 nt
Organism: Drosophila eugracilis
Lineage: Eukaryota; Metazoa; Arthropoda; Insecta; Diptera; Drosophilidae
Gene: Son
Product: protein Son
Exons: 2
Coding region: 280-2847 (855 amino acids)
Biological process (GO): regulation of cell cycle; regulation of mRNA splicing, via spliceosome
Molecular function (GO): RNA binding
Source: RefSeq, a predicted model, not a curated record
AAAAAUAUACUUUUUGAGAUAUGUUUAAAAAUAUCUUAAUCUCUUAAUUUGUUUUAGCCAGUUUUAUUGUCAGCUUUAUUCCUCACCUCUAGUAAAAUAUCGAUUACUUUACUCUUGCGAAUUAAAAAUACUAUCGAAAGUGCCAUUACUAUUAUUGAAACCCUUCUACCAGGCGUGCAAAAAACAUUUAAAACAUAAAAGUAGUCCUUUUUCUGAUGUGUGGCGCUUUUCCAGGAUCAUGUAUGGAUACUAGGACGGGCCACAUCCAUCGAACGAGCUAUGACGGAGAACACAGAGAAAGUAGCAAGCGUGGAGCAGCCGCAACUUGCGGACCUUAAGCCGAAUCCCCCGGACCAGGAGCAAUUUGCCUUAGCCGAAGUGCUGCCAUUUAAGGUAAAGAGCGAGCGACCAGACGCAGAAGUUGAGGCUAAACUACGGGCACUAAAUGCCAAAAUCAAGGCCGAAACGUUAGCUCUGCAGCAGAAGAGCAACAGCAAAGAACAGGGCGAUGAAACUGAGGAUAGCGAGAGCUCUUCAGAGGAAGACGAAAAGAAAGCCAUUGAGCCGGUGAAGUCUUCGAACGAGAUCCUAGCCGAGCUAUUUGGCGUGUUUAACGCCGCUCCUCCAGAAAAACUGCUAAAUGAUAAGAAUCUCUUAAAAAAAAAGAAGGUCAAAAAGGAAAAAAAGGAAAAGAAGGCCAAAAAAAAGAAGUCGACAAAAUCAGAUGGAGAAUGCAGCGAAUCGGAGGGGGAAGCCAAGCACAAGCAUAAGCGCAAGAAGCACAAGCACAAACACAAAGAUGGUAAAGUAAAAGAUAAGGAGAAGGAUCGGGACAGGGAUAGGGAAAAAUCUAAGGAGAAGGCUGGGGUGCAACCUGUUCCCGUAGAGAAAGAGAAAGACAAGUCUGAAUGCAGAAAACGACGCUCUGCGGAGGCUGUUAACCAGGCGGAAUCCUACCAAGGAAAGCGGGAACGGCUAGAAAAGGAUAAGGAGCGUGAUCGUGAACGUGAAAGGGAGCGGGAAAAAGAACGUGAUAAGGAGCGAGACCGUUCCCACAACAGCUUCUACAACGGACACCGGGAAGCGGAUCGCUUAAGAGGAUCUGAAGCCGCUAAGACCAAGUCACGACCGGCACACGACCUCUCCGAUGUCUCGCUCUCCGACGAGGAGUCAUAUCUUCGAGAAAAGGCUUCCAAUGGUCACCGAAGGCCGCACAAUAGCUUUUUCGAUGGUAAGGAUGAGCACAAAGUGUCACCCAAGCGAAACACACGUGAAUCUAACUCCAGAAGGAGUCGAAGGACCAGAUCGCGAUCUAGAGAGCUCGGAAUCGAUAAGAAGCGCCUGCUUGAGAUUGCGAGAAAGAAUGCCAUAAACAUGUUCAAGCGAGGAAACCUUCCGGGUGUGGCCAACAUGACGCCGGAGAUAAAGGACAAGGUACUAGUCAAAAUGCGCUAUGGUGGACGAACUGUUCAGGAUCUGACCGACUUUUGCAAGAAGAUAUCCAACGGUGACGGAUUAUCUGAUUUGAGUUCCGAAGAGGAUUCCGAUGUAGACAAAAAUGGCAAUGCAAAGGCCUUUCAUCAUCCCUUUCAGUUAAAGGAACGGGAGCCUAUUGUGAUGCACAUACGGAAUUCGACGGCACUGGUUCCAGCAACACCCCGCCACGACGACCAAACGAAAGCCAUAACCAUGCAGUUCCCGGUAUCCUCAGGACAAACUCAUCGUAAUAAUGAGGUUUGGGUACCGGUGGAACGAAAGGAUUCCCUGGUACCGCUGCCCUCCCUGCCGCCCGCUAAACAGGCUACCAAUAUGUUCAAGGAAAUUCCGAAGAACGUCUUCGCCAAGUCGAUGCCUUUGCAGGUGCAGCAGGAGCCCGCUUUUAAGUCAGUAGAUGGAGUGUCCCUAGUCCCAGCUGCAACAGCAUCUCACACUGUUCCUCAAUCCGUCCCGCUGUCCGCAUUGAAAGACCCCGCUCCUCCGUUGGCUGUCGCUCCUUUCGUUCCCGAGGUGCCCAUCCCAUCAACAUCGCCAAUGUCGCCGGCGCAAGGUACUUCCAUUUUUCAGAAUGUGACGCCGCCCUCCAUGGACGUCUCCACCAUAAUCACGCAGCGUCUUAGUGCCAUACGCCGCCUGCAGGACAAUCCGGCUGAUUCUGAGGCUUUGUCAAUGAUGUACAAUGCCCAACGCAACAUGUCGACGUGGGCCAACUCUAAGCAUCUGCCUGGCCAGUUUACAGGAAGCACAGGUGCACAGGUGAUGAAAGCCCACGAGCUGAACAGUGGGCCCCAGUUAUGGGUGCGCAAAGACCAAAUGACCUCCACCAAACCGGUGACUGGUGGAAUGGGAAUGACAUUGCUGCAGAAGAUGGGCUGGAAACCGGGCGAGGGAUUGGGCAGAUGUAAAACCGGAUCUCUGCAGCCCCUCCUACUCGACGUGAAACUGGACAAGCGCGGCCUGGUGUCGCGCGAGGACCUGAAGCCGCUGCCAUCGCGUCAAUCGGCCGCCCAAAGAAGGAACAAGAUCGCAACCGGCCCAGUCGGUGGUGGGGGACUUGCUGGCUCAGGUGUGGUACCUGGACCGGGACCAGGUACGGCAAUCCCACUGAUCACCCAGGAUAAGCAUCCUGUGUGUGUGCUCAACGAACUGACCUCAAAGAACAAAUGGACGCCACCACAGUACAAGCUACGUCAGGACACCGGUCCCGCUCACAACCGCUCCUUCCUUUUCUCUGUUGAGAUCAACGGGCAAACCUACACUCCUGAUCGAGGAUGCAACAACAAAAAGGAGGCUAAGCUAAACGCGGCCACGUUAUGUUUGCGAUCAUUAGGCAUCCUUCCUCCCAGUUAGGGACGGUACUAGGUCUAGGCUAAUUUAUAGUUAGUAUAUAGAACAUUUUUCCCAAACUGUACAUACAGGUAGCCCUAGGUCUAAAUUUAAAUGUGUUGUUCGUUUGCAUUGGGAGAUAAGUAAAUAUAUUUCUUAUUUUUUGUAAAAUUUACAAGAAUUUGAGGAAAAUGGAAAA